Messenger RNA from Thunnus maccoyii (southern bluefin tuna), 3058 nucleotides. Its product is annotated as tubulin beta chain. The transcript has 4 exons. Bases 1208 to 2626 code for a protein of 472 amino acids. The record is from RefSeq and is a predicted model, not a curated record. NCBI's taxonomy places the organism in Eukaryota, Metazoa, Chordata, Actinopteri, Scombriformes, Scombridae. Gene Ontology annotation, molecular function: GTPase activity; structural constituent of cytoskeleton; GTP binding. Gene Ontology annotation, biological process: microtubule cytoskeleton organization; mitotic cell cycle. Gene Ontology annotation, cellular component: microtubule; cytoplasm.
UUAAGAUGCGGGCGCGAUCCGGGCACCCACAGCUAAAUGUACUUGUUCUUACUGUACUUCGAACAUCAGUACAGUAUGUGAGGAUAAGAACAAGAACAAGAUAUUGAGGAAUUGUUUAACUAUUUUGCUGAGGUUUAUUUAUAUUCUUAUUCAUAUAACUUGAUUAAAAUAUCUAUUUUAAUGUUUUCCAUAAAUUCGGGACACAAGGAUAAGCAAUAAUGUGAUUAGCAGACGAUUCUUAUCAGUCCCUUAAGAGCUAAAAGAAUACAUGGGCUGAAAUGUGAAUAAAUGAAUAAGUAAAUGCUACAAUUUACAAAUUAAAUCAACUUAUCUAUCUAUAAUAUGUGAUAUAACUGCUCCAGUCAGAUCAUGUUAUGCCCAUGUUACUCCUCUAGAUGGUAGCAUCUCUCAUAUACAGGCUCCCAGUUACUGCACAUUUGCACCUUAUUAUGACACAUACACUGACUUAAUAGCUGAAAUAGAAAUAGUUUAUUUUGUAGCGUCUAAGUCCUUUAAGACAGGAAAAUGUGUCAUGUACGAUAUGCUAUGUCAUCAAAAAGACUAACUGUCAUGUUACAAACUUUUACGCAAUUUGAGGCCAAAUCACUUUUGAGUUAGUAAGUUAAAAAUGUUCCUGUCAGACAUGAGAACAACAUGUUUGGUACUUGCCUGUGUGUGUACAGUAUUAAUGUGUUAAUGUAGUUAAUGAAAGGGUGUUAUCUGACACUGCCUCCAUUCAUUCUGGCUACACUUCCUUCCUGUUUUUGGCUGGUGAUCACAGACGUGUUUUAGCCAUAUAGAAGCUUUUAUAAAAUGUUUGUGGCUCAUUGCAACCAAAAGCCUCCUUCUACAACAUUUGAUAAUUCAUUACUUUAUGAAGUAUGUGGAUGAGUCCAUGUUGUUAUUCCACUGCAUGUUUUACAUGUAAUAAACAAAAUGAAACAUAUAGAAAUCGUAUUUGAAAAUAUAACAAGACUACCUAAACCAGUAAAAUAUGGCAAAAUCCUUCAUACAAAGAUUCAUAUAUACUUCUAUAUUUAUUAAUAUGCUUAGAGUUUACAUAGCUUGUUAUGGCCCCUCAUAUAUUAACGACAAGGGUGACUCCCUGACAUCACUGAUGACAUCAUAUCUGGUAUAAAAGACCAGUUGGAGAACUGUAGCAUAUCAGAGGCCCCCCAGCUGCUCUGUGUAGUGUAUCCAGAUCAUCAUGCGUGAAAUUGUACAUCUGCAAAUUGGACAAUGUGGCAACCAGAUCGGCUCAAAGUUUUGGGAAGUGAUCAGUGAAGAACAUGGACUCAAUGCUACAGGUCUCUAUGAGGGAGACUGCAACCUUCAGCUGGAGAGGGUCAACGUCUACUUCAAUGAGGCACAUGGUGGUAAAUAUGUGCCCAGGGCCCUGCUUGUUGACCUGGAGCCUGGCACAAUGGACAGUGUAAGAGGGAGCCGCAUCGGGGCCCUUUUUAGGCCAGACAACUUCAUCCAUGGAAAUUCAGGAGCUGGGAAUAACUGGGCGAAGGGUCACUACACUGAGGGAGCGGAGCUGGUGGACCAGGUGAUGGACAGAGUGAGGAACGAGUGUGAAAGCUGUGAUUGCCUGCAGGGCUUCCAGCUGGUUCACUCACUGGGGGGUGGCACUGGCUCUGGCAUGGGAACCCUCCUCAUCAACAAGAUCCGAGAGGAGUAUCCUGACCGCAUCAUGAACACCUUCAGCAUCAUGCCUUCCCCUAAAGUCUCUGACACAGUGGUGGAGCCCUACAACGCCACCUUGUCAGUCCACCAACUCCUGGAGAACACAGACGAGACCUUCUGCAUCGACAACGAGGCCCUCUAUGACAUCUGUUUCCGCACGCUGAAACUGACCACACCAACCUACGGGGACCUCAACCACUUGGUCUGCAUGACCAUGAGCGGGGUCACAACCUCCCUGAGAUUCCCCGGACAGCUCAACGCAGACCUGAGGAAGCUGGCCGUCAACAUGGUGCCUUUCCCUCGCCUCCACUUCUUCAUGCCAGGCUUUGCCCCUCUGACAGCGCGUGGCAGCCAACAGUACAGCGCCCUCACUGUGCCUGAGCUCACCCAGCAGAUGUUCGACUCCCGCAACAUGAUGACAGCUUGCGACCCCAGACGAGGGCGCUACCUCACAGUUGCUGGUGUCUUCCGUGGCAAGAUGUCCACCAAGGAGGUAGAUGAGCAGAUGCUUGCAAUCCAGCAGAGAAACAGCAACUACUUUGUGGACUGGAUCCCCCAUAACGUGAAGGUUGCCGUGUGUGACAUCCCACCCCGAGGCCUCAAAAUGGCCUCCACCUUCAUCGGCAAUAACACGGCCAUUCAGGAGAUAUUCCGUCGUGUUGGCGAGCAGUUCUCCCUGAUGUUCAGACGGAAGGCUUUCCUCCACUGGUAUACAGGGGAGGGUAUGGAUGAAUUGGAGUUCAACGAGGCAGAGAGCAACCUCAACGACCUAGUGUCAGAGUAUCAGCAGUACCAAGAUGCCACUGCUCAUGAAUCGGAAGGGGAAGAUGAAGAAGAGGUGGGAGAGUCAUCUCCAGCAGAAACAAAGGUUCAGUCUCGGAUGGAAGUUACACUGGAAACAGUGACGGAAACAAGCACAGAAACUGUAGAUGAGUAGAAGACACGACGCAUAGAGUUUGGUGUGUAGGUUUGACAUGCUGUUGGAAGAAUGUGGAAGAAAUGUGAGAUUUUUGGUCUGAAAAGGGAACUCUGUUCUGUUGUCGCAUAAUUCAUGCGGAUAAAUGAUGCUGUGACCUAUUUACACAAUAGUACUUAAGUUUUUUGUAUUUUUUAACUGAUUUGUAUGCAAGUUUGUUUGUUUUAAGGGUUUAAGGCUUAAAGAGUUUUUUCUGUCAUAGUGAACAUUUGGAAAUCAACAUGUAUGUAUAUAGGCUACACCAACUGUGUUUUAUAUAUUGCUAUUAAAAACUGCCUUUAGAUAGUGAUGUUAAAAUUAUUUGUUCAGUAUUUUUCUUAAGACCUUAUUGUUGCAUUGCAUGUAUUUAUGUUAUAACUAUGAUUUAACACAGUAAAACCAAAGAGUAAUGAC